AAAAUACAAUUUUUUAAAUUUCUCAAAUUAUUUUUUGACUUUUAAACAAAAAAAAAUAUAAUAGAUUUUUAACUAAAGAAAUAAAUUAAAAUUGGAACGUUUAUAAAAAUAAAAUGGACAUUUCAAACAAUUCUGUUCGAAAAACAAUACCAAACUUCGAGGACCAACUAAAUAUUGAUGAGAGUGAUUUUCCACAACAAGCUGACAACUUAUCCAGAAUACCAGAUUAUUUUAUAGAUAUCUCACCAGGAACAUCCAAGUAUUGUAAUCAAGAUUCAACUUUGGAUGAUGCCAACAAAAAUGAUAAUGCUUCCUUAGAAUCUACAGAAUCCUACUCGUGCCGCAUAUGUCACAACAGUGAAAAUCCAGAGAAACUUGUUUCCCCAUGUUUGUGUAAAGGCUCCCUAUCAUAUGUCCAUAUUGAUUGCCUAGAAAGAUGGAUCAGCGUGUCAAGUUGUACAACUUGUGAAUUAUGCCAGUUUCAAUACAAUACUGAACAAACUUUAAGAUAUACUUUCUAUCAAUCCCUACGCAUGUGGUACUCCCGUAAUAUGAGCCGUAGAGCCCUACAGGAAGACUGCCAAAUGUUUUCACUAUUAACUUUAGUAGCAUUUGGUAUUAUUGGUACUCUAUUGGUGGCAGUGCAGUAUUACAUUCUACAGGGUCAUAUUAGUGGCCUGGGUCGGUUAUGGACCAAGGGCUGGCUUAUAUUUUUUCUAUUCACCACGUUAAUUGUGUAUUUUGUAAAUGUUUACAUGAUCAUAAAAUCACAACUGAUGCCCUGGUACAGGCUAAGCAAACCUAGUGUGCGUUUUUAGAAAAAUAACCAACAAUUUAGGCACUAUUUGCGUGAUUUGAGGCAAUUUGUGAACGUCUAUCUGUAUGUAAGGGAAUUAAUGAAGAAUAUAUGUAUGUAUCUUGCAAUAUGUGGG
Molecule: messenger RNA, 932 nt
Organism: Lucilia sericata (common green bottle fly)
Lineage: Eukaryota; Metazoa; Arthropoda; Insecta; Diptera; Calliphoridae
Product: E3 ubiquitin-protein ligase MARCHF2
Exons: 7
Coding region: 114-818 (234 amino acids)
Biological process (GO): protein ubiquitination
Molecular function (GO): ubiquitin-protein transferase activity; zinc ion binding
Source: RefSeq, a predicted model, not a curated record